Hyalella azteca is the source of this 1200-nucleotide messenger RNA. Its product is annotated as procathepsin L. Gene Ontology annotation, cellular component: lysosome. NCBI's taxonomy places the organism in Eukaryota, Metazoa, Arthropoda, Malacostraca, Amphipoda, Hyalellidae. Bases 127 to 1125 code for a protein of 332 amino acids. Gene Ontology annotation, molecular function: cysteine-type endopeptidase activity. The record is from RefSeq and is a predicted model, not a curated record. Gene Ontology annotation, biological process: immune response. The transcript is spliced from 7 exons.
CUGCCUACCGUCACAAAGCAAAUGCCGGUGCAGGGAUAGUCGACGAUCAGCUUCCGAUUGCGUGAACUGAAAGUAAUUGGUAUCAUCUCGUCUUCUAAGUUCCAAACUUCUCGACUUUUGCCAAAGAUGCGUUUGGUGGUGCUGCUCCUGGGCUUGGCCGCUGCUGCCUGUGCUGCCUCUUAUUACGACCAAGUCAAGGAGGAAUGGGAGUCAUUCAAGCUCGUCUACAACAAGAAGUAUGAGCCCGUGGAAGAGGCCUUCCGCCUGAAAGUCUUUGCCGAGAACAAGAUGAAGAUUGACAGACACAACCAACUGUACAACAAAGGAGAGCGCACAUACGACUUGAAGAUGAAUCACUUUGGAGAUAUGCUGCAUAACGAGUUCGUGCACACGAUGAACGGCUAUCGAGGCAAUAGCAUGAACAGAACCUACGGGGCAUCGCGCUUCGUGGCGCCCGACAGCGACGUGAAGCUCCCCGAUUCCGUGGACUGGCGCACCAAGGGGGCCGUCACUCCCAUCAAGAGCCAGGGCCAAUGUGGCUCGUGCUGGGCUUUCUCCGCGACGGGAUCAUUGGAAGGCCAGCACUUCCUCAAGACGGGCCAGCUGGUGAGUCUGUCUGAACAGAACCUGGUGGACUGUUCGGGCCACUACGGUAACGAGGGCUGCAAUGGCGGACUCAUGGAGUUCGCUUUCCGAUACAUAAAAGAUAACGGCGGCAUCGACACCGAGGAAUCAUAUCCAUACACAGCCGUGGAUGGUGAUUGCAAGUUCAAGAGGGAUGACGUCGGCGCCGAAGACACAGGCUUCGUGGACAUCAAAAGCAACGACGAGGAUGCGCUGAAGGCAGCCGUGGCCACCGUGGGUCCUGUGUCUGUUGCUGUAGACGCAUCCAGCGACGAAUUCCAAUUCUAUAGCUCAGGUAUCUACGUCGAUGGGUUAUGCGAAAGCCAGUACAUAGACCACGGCUUGCUGGUUGUGGGCUACGGAACAGAGAACGGCUCAGACUUUUGGCUCCUGAAGAACGAGUGGAGCGAGCAUUGGGGAGAAAAGGGAUACAUGAAAUUUUUGCGCAAUGCCCAAAACAUGUGCGGUAUAGCUUCUGCUGCGUCCUAUCCUCUUGUGUAGCUAAUGCUAUAGUCCUCUUACCGUAACAUUAAUAAUUAGCAUUUCUCUAUUGAAAAUGUUUCGGAGACCAGCUCC